UCCCCACCAUCACCACCACCAUCAUCAUCAUCAUCAUCAUGAUGAUCGUAAUCAAAAUGAUUUGAAUAAUGAUCAAAAUGGUGAUUUAAAUAAUCGAAAACAGCAAAAUAAUCAAUCACCAUUGAUUAAACGUAUAACAAAACAACCUAAACGUGGUUUAUCAUUAGAUAUGGAUCAAACAAUUAAUGACAAAACGUGUGAUAAUUAUUUGGAUAAUAAUAAUGAUGAUCAUUAUAAAAUGAUGAUGAUGGUUGUUGCUAAAAAUAAUUCGGAUAUUAGCAAUAAUUCGGAAAAAUCAAUGAUCGAUGAUUAUACAGCUCAAUAUUAUCGUACAUCAUCGGCUAUUUCUGAUCAUUCAUCAACAACAACAACAACAACAACAACAAUAACAACUGCAGCAACAACAACAACAAAAAUAUCAUCUAUAAAUGAUAAAAAAUUAAAUAAAAAUAAACAAACAAAUCGUUGUAUAUCGAAUCCACAUAAUCAUCAAUUGAUUAAAGCAAAUUCAAUUGCUAGUGGUGAUACUGUUAGUUCAUUGAUUCCGGUUUCAAAUUCUUUGAAAAAUGCAAUGAUUAUCGAUUUGAAUAAUUUUCGUUUCUCCAAUGAAGAAAUUGAUCGUUUUCGUCAUCAUCAUCAAAAUGAUGACAAUAAUGGUAAUGGUGGUAGUAUGAAUCUAGACAAUAAUGGUUAUACAAUGGAUAAUCGUAGUACACGGGCAACGACACCGGCUGAUGAACAAAUAUUUCAAGAACCAAUAGAAUCAUUACAGGUAAGAAUUGGUCGAUUAUUAUCAUGUGAAGAAAUGGCCGAUAUGCAUUUUUUGAUUGGACCGCAUCCAUUAUCAUUAUCAUCAUCAUCAUCAUCUGUUGGUUUAAAAACAACAACAACAACAGCAACGAUCAAUACACCAUCACCAACAUCACCAUUACGAAAACUUCGUAUACCAGCUCAUCGUUUAAUAAUGAUUGCAGCAAGUCCAGUAUUUAGGCAAAUACUUUUGGAUCCAACUACCGGACAAUUGAUUGAAUGUGAACGUGAUUUAGAGAUCAAUGAUAUUGAGCCAUCAUCAUUUUUAGAAUUUCUUCGUUAUGCAUAUACGGAUAGUGCAAAAUUGAAUAAAGAUAAUGUUGUCGGUAUAUUGAUUGCAUCGAAACGUUAUCAAAUUUCAACAUUAGAACGACAAUGUAUUGAUUAUAUACAUAAAUGUUUAUCAAAACGAUCAUCAUUAGCUAUAUGGAUUUCGACACGUAUAUAUGGCUUACGAGAUUUGGAAAAAGUAGCAAGAAAAUCAAUGCAACAUUAUGCUGAAUCAAUAUUAUUAUCGAAUGAUUUUUUACGUCUUGAUCAACAAUCAUUAGCUGAUAUAUUAUCCGAUGAUCUAUUACGUGCCGAUGAAAUUGUUAUAUUUCGUUCAUUAACACGUUGGGCUAAACAAAAUUGUUUACGACAAGGAAUUUGUCCAAAUCGUGCUAAUGUUAGAAUGAUUAUUGGUGAUGCAUUAAAUUUGAUACGAUUUCCAUUGAUGAGUGAAGAACAAUUACAAAGAAUAGUUGCUGCUGAAGGUAUUUUGGAAGAUGAAUUAUUACGUGCAUUAGUUCAUUGUUCACGUAAUUGGCCACGAACAUCAAAUAUGAUGGCUGAAGCACCAUCAACAUUUUCAAAUGAACCAAGAGCAUUUCAACGUUUAGCUGGUCGUUUACAUAAUGUUUAUCGAUUUGCAUCAUUUGAAAAUACAUUACCAAAUCGAUAUCUAAAUCGUUCAUUAAAUUUUUUAGCUAAUAAACGUGUUUGGUUAGCUGGUGUUGGUCUAUAUGCACCACGUAAAGCAUGUACUUUUUAUCUAAAUCUAUGGGUACGGGUACGUCGUGCUGAUUAUGAUAAUCAAACAUGGCAUUCACCAUUGGAUCGUAUUGAACAUACAAUGUUGCUCAAAUAUGAUGGUAAUGGUCAUAUAAUUAAUAUGAAUUUUGAUGAACCAUUACAGAUUGAAGCUAAUGUACAAUAUGAAGUAUUAGCAACAAUAACACCAAGUCCACGAUCAACUAGUUUAGUACGUGCACGUUUACAUCCACAUCUUUAUUAUACAAGACCAAAUGAAGUUAAUUUUUAUUAUGGUACUGAAGGACAAUAUGCAACUAAAGUACGUGUUAAUAAUCGUGGUGAAAAUGUUAUAUUUAAUUUUAAUUGGGAACGUGAUGCAUUUCAUGAUGAUAAUAAUUCGGAUAAUAUUAGUUUAACUAAUAAUAAUCAAUUUAGUACAACCAAUAAUACAAAUAAUUAUUCAAUAAAUACAACAACAGCCAUAUCUGAACCAACAACACCAAAUCCACCACCACGGCCACCACCACCACAAGAAUAUCGUCGUCCAACACGUAUGCAACGAUUACGACGUGCAUUAUCAUUUGUUGAUAACCGGGAAAAAGAUCUGGCUGCAAUGACAGCACAAGCAAAUCAUAAUGCACGUGAAUGUGGUUUAUUAGAAGGACAGAUUCCAUUAUUAAUGUUUUAUGCUUGAAAGGAUUUAACUUUUUUUUUUUUUUUGCAUUUCAUCAAUCGCAAUUCAUAUAACAAUCAAUCAAUCAAUCAUCGAUUAUUUUAUUUAUUUAUUU
This is a messenger RNA of Dermatophagoides pteronyssinus (European house dust mite), 2612 nucleotides long. RefSeq lists its product as uncharacterized. The record is from RefSeq and is a predicted model, not a curated record. Gene Ontology annotation, molecular function: protein binding. Lineage: Eukaryota; Metazoa; Arthropoda; Arachnida; Sarcoptiformes; Pyroglyphidae.